Panicum hallii is the source of this 564-nucleotide messenger RNA. RefSeq lists its product as uncharacterized. The record is from RefSeq and is a predicted model, not a curated record. NCBI's taxonomy places the organism in Eukaryota, Viridiplantae, Streptophyta, Magnoliopsida, Poales, Poaceae. The transcript has 3 exons. The coding region runs from base 1 to 564 and encodes 187 amino acids.
AUGGAGGAGGAAGAGGAGGACAACUUCACCGCCAUGGUUGAUGAUGACGACGAGCUUGUGCUUGAGUUGGUCUCCAUAAAGGAGGCCGAAGGAUCUCGUCGUAGGAAUAACAGGCCCCCCAAAGAAAUCCGGCCACGAGACCAUGGUUCCGGGGAUAUGAGGAUCCGCCUGGACUACUUCUGCGAGAAGCCUGUGUACAAUGAUUUUCAGUUUCGUAGAAGGUUCCGGAUGCGACGACAUGUGGUGGAGCGCCUAGUCGAAGCCGUCACGGCCGUCGACCCAUACUUCAUGUACAAAUACGACGCACUACAUCAGACACCCUUGACGGGUCUUCAGAAGGCAUGUAUAAUAAUGCACAACAUGAUUGUCGAAGAUGAAGGGCCAGGUGCACGAAACACAAGCUUCGAUCGAGUAGGACAGCUUGCCGUCCCAUACCGCAACACUCAAGAAAGGAACGAGUUCAUUCAGGCACAGCACAGGCUCCGGAACAGGACUGCACAUCACCAACUGCAGUACGAUCUCAUUGAGCACCAGUGGGCAAGGUUGGGAGUCAAUGCAGAGUAG